GGGAGCGCCGCCGAAAACUCGCGAAUCACCACGCAGCCCAAGCAGAGCCUUAAUUUGCCUACGGCCUCUUUAAGUAGCGAGGCGCUUCCGGCCGCCUGGGCCUUACUGCGCUGCGUGCGCCUCCGGACGGCUCUCGGGUUGUCUCUUGCGCUGCCCGCUAUGCCGGAGCCGGCUAAAUCCGCUCCCGCGCCCAAGAAGGGCUCCAAGAAAGCGGUCACCAAAGCCCAGAAGAAGGACGGCAAGAAGCGCAAGCGCAGCCGCAAGGAGAGUUACUCCAUCUACGUGUACAAGGUGCUCAAGCAGGUGCACCCGGACACCGGCAUCUCCUCCAAGGCCAUGGGCAUCAUGAACUCCUUCGUCAACGACAUCUUCGAGCGCAUCGCCGGCGAGGCCUCCCGCCUGGCGCAUUACAACAAGCGCUCCACCAUCACGUCGCGGGAGAUCCAGACGGCCGUGCGCCUGCUGCUGCCCGGCGAGCUGGCCAAGCACGCCGUGUCCGAGGGCACCAAGGCGGUCACCAAGUACACCAGCUCCAAGUGAGUCCCCGCCGGGACGCGGCGCUCGCCUGGGGCGCCGGCCGCUUCGCUCCAAAAGGCUCUUUUCAGAGCCACCCAUCUUCUCCGUGAAAGAAGCUGUUUUUUAUUUACUUAUAUUCAAAACUUCUCUUUUUUUAGCACU
Messenger RNA from Lutra lutra (Eurasian river otter), 678 nucleotides. RefSeq names its product histone H2B type 2-E. Gene Ontology annotation, molecular function: protein heterodimerization activity; DNA binding; structural constituent of chromatin. The transcript has a single exon. Bases 160 to 540 code for a protein of 126 amino acids. Gene Ontology annotation, cellular component: nucleosome. Lineage: Eukaryota; Metazoa; Chordata; Mammalia; Carnivora; Mustelidae. The record is from RefSeq and is a predicted model, not a curated record.